Zasmidium cellare ATCC 36951 is the source of this 375-nucleotide messenger RNA. RefSeq lists its product as uncharacterized. The record is from RefSeq and is a predicted model, not a curated record. The transcript has a single exon. Bases 1 to 375 code for a protein of 124 amino acids. NCBI's taxonomy places the organism in Eukaryota, Fungi, Ascomycota, Dothideomycetes, Mycosphaerellales, Mycosphaerellaceae.
AUGUCUUUGGCCAACGCUCGCCAGGCCAUUGCUGGCCCCCUCGCGCGUUCUCGUGCUUUUGGCCGCUUCGGUGGUGGCUUUGGCACAGCAGCGUCAUCGCCCUCGUCUGGCCGUCGCGCGCGCGCUGGCUGCCGGCCGCAGUCCAUCGGGCGAUGGGCGCGCAAGGGAUGGGGGGUGAGGGAUACACAAAGCAGCGUCCACGGCCCAUUUUCACCCUCAAUGGCGGCCGCCCGGGUCUCCUCUUGUGCAGCUGACAGGCCGCCACCCGAGAAAGACCGAUGCCUCGCCAUUCCACAGGCGCAGCCGUUGCCCCGGCGCAGGCAAUCAGAGCGCGCGCAUUGCGUUCGCGACUGCUGCUGCCGCCGCACUUACUGA